Messenger RNA from Scatophagus argus, 4227 nucleotides. RefSeq names its product NAD kinase 2, mitochondrial (gene nadk2). Gene Ontology annotation, biological process: NAD+ metabolic process; NADP+ biosynthetic process. Gene Ontology annotation, cellular component: mitochondrion. The record is from RefSeq and is a predicted model, not a curated record. Bases 659 to 2008 code for a protein of 449 amino acids. Gene Ontology annotation, molecular function: NAD+ kinase activity. The transcript has 12 exons. NCBI's taxonomy places the organism in Eukaryota, Metazoa, Chordata, Actinopteri, Scatophagidae.
CGUAGCCAAUCACACUAAGCAGUACGUACCGUACGUACAACUCGGGUACGUGCCAGGUUGCAUGCUUUGUGCAGUGUCGCCAGUGUUCACUUGUGUUGACAUUUCUUCUUAACCUGCCCAUGCGUUACCGCGUGGUUAAACAUCUUUUGGACCUGAGGAGUGUGGCACAGUUUUAGUCAGGUUAGUGCUAAGAGUAAUCCCAGUCGGAAUAUGUGAUACACGCGAGCAGUCGCAUGCAACUUGUACGCAAGCAGCUAGCUAGCUACUUUUAGCUAGAUUUGAACCGGACCAAAUACAGUUAGAAGGAUCAAAGAGGCUGUUAAUUAAGUAGAUUAAAACGCUAAUUAACUUGAAGUGAACGGUUGUGAUUGAUGUCUUCUUGUUUACCCAAGGAAGCGUUCGAUUUGGGAAGUAGUACCACCGAUUCAUUUCGAAACUGAUCGCCUAACAAGCUAGGGAAGAGCUCGGUAGACCUGGUGACCUUCCUUGAUAGCUUUGUAUGUGUCCCAACUUUUUUGUCCCCUCCGACUUCUGUGAAUGGACAAUAACUUCAUCUGGCCAGAAGACUGACAUAUGAACCAGUAAUGUCACCUACAUAACCGCAGGACCCGAGCAGGGCCCUCAUUCAGCGCUUCUAAUUGGACAUGUAACUGACUUCAUGGUUGUGUGUUCACUUAUAAGAAUGACUCGCCGCUCAGUGGUGAACUUGUUGUGCUGUGGGAGUCGAGCUGUCAGCCUGCUGUACGGAAACUCCUUUGGUCCCCUCCACACUUCAGCAUGCCACAGAUCAACGCAGCCUAGAACUGGAUUCAAACCGGAAAAAGUGGCAGUGGUCACAAAGACCACACGGUAUGAGUUUGAACAACAGCGGUAUCGCUAUGCAGGGCUCUCAGAAGAAGACUUAAAACAAUUGCUUGCAGUGAAAGGCUCCAGCUACAACGGCCUGCUGGAAAGACACAACAUCCACACUAACAAUGUGGAACAUAUUGUAAAGAGCCUGCGGAGGGAAGGCAUUGAUGUACGAGUCGUGAAAAGGGGAGAAUAUGAUGAAGAAGUAGUGCGAUGGGCAGAUGCAAUUAUAUCUGCUGGAGGUGAUGGGACAAUGCUACUUGUUGCCAGUAAGGUUUUAAGCAAGGACAAACCAGUGGUUGGAGUCAAUACAGACCCUGAGAGGUCAGAAGGUCACCUGUGCCUCCCUGUGCGGUACACUCGUGCCUUCCCAGAGGCACUGGAGAAACUCUGUCGCGGUGAGUUCAGGUGGCUGUGGCGUCAGAGGAUCCGUCUGCACCUAGAGGGCACAGGAAUUAAUCCCACACCUGUGGACCUGCAUGAACAGCAGCUGAGCCUGGAGCAACACAAUCAAGCUCACCGCAUCACCACCAUGGACAUCCAUCAGAGGACAGGAACAUUUCCUGAGAGCUCCUCCAAGCCGAGUCUCCUCCCUAUCAGAAGCCUGAAUGAAAUCUUCAUUGGAGAGUCUCUGUCCUCCAGGGUGAAGUUAAAAUCCUUCAAACACCAUGUUAACCUCUUGCUCCAUAGGGCUUCUUACUACGAGAUCUCUGUGGAUGAUGGCCCGUGGGAAAAGCAGAAGAGUUCAGGACUCAGCAUUUGCACAGGAACAGGAUCCAAAGCCUGGUCAUAUAACAUCAACAAACUUGUUGAACAAGCUGUGGAGGAGGUUCUAAAAAUCGGAAAGUCCCAAACAGGUCUCGAUAUCCCACUUGAUCGUGACUUUAUUGAAAAAGUGACUGAUGAAUACAAUGAGUCACUGGUGUUCAGUCCAGAUGACAGACGUUUGUUCUACAGCAUCAGGGAACCCAUUGUCAACAGAGUCUUCUCCAGCAGUCGACAAAGAGGCUUUGCCAGCAAGGUGUGUGUCCGCUCACGGUGUUGGGAUGCCUGCAUGGUGGUCGACGGCGGGACUUCAUUCGAGUUUAACGACGGCGCCAUCGCCACGAUCAGCAUGAGCGACGAGGAUCAGCUCCGGACAGUGCUUCUUGAAAACUGAGAUGAGUCCAGAGAGAACACUCGACUCGUUCUUUACUAUGGUUCAAAGGGAAGAACCAGUUUUUAGCUUUUAGUCUCCACAAGUGUUAAAUAUUUUUAUAUCAGGGGUAAAGGUAUCAUUGUUACUAUUGUUAAAUGUGUGCAUUGUGAAUUUUUCAAAAUUAUUUCAAAUUCCGAUAUCCCCCCCAUCCCCCCUUUGCUUUUUAAUCUCCGUGCCACUCUCCACAGGUUAUGUAGAACCCACUGGGUAUAUAAUGGUCAUAAUCCACUUUGUAGAUGCUGUGUCAAACAAUAUAUAGAGUAUGAUACAAAGCAGAGAAAGAAAUGAAAGAUCAGAUAUAAGGAGGGCUUAUGUUAAUACACGGCAAAUCAGUGGUGUAAGUAUGUGUUUUGAUUCAUUGUGGGUCCAUUUUGGCUGGAGCAGUGACUCAUUCUGUCAGUAAAGCUGCACGUGAUCCCCAAAUCAUAAUCAGGCUUCAAACGGACAGAAGACUGACAUGCUUUAAAACAUGUUUAUUUAGUUUAUUAGUUUUAAAGGAUCAGUUUUUUUGUUUUGUUUUGUUUUGGUUUUUUUUUUCAACAACUGUCUAAGUUUAUUGGUUCCUACUGAAGGAUAUAUACAUCUUAAAGUAUGACUCCCAGGUAAAUAGUUUUUAUUUAAAAAGGCUCGGUAAUUUCUUGAAACAGCUGAUCACUUUAUUUUUUAACAAUUGCUUCUCAAACAGGACUAAAGGAGUUCGGUGUUGAUGUUUUUUUAUUCCCGUGUGGUCGGUAAGCCAAGCGGGUCUGAAAUGUGCCCACCCAAAAUCAGUUUUUAACUGCCCCUAUACAAAGAGUUUUAUUUAUUAGCAUUUACCAAAUCAUCAAGAAAGACUAAAGUUGUCAUGUUAAAUCUCCUCUGCCUUGCUCUCAAGCUUGAAACAAACCGUGUGUUACGGAUUUUGCCCACAUCCUCCAACACCGCCCAUCGGAACUCCUGUCUCUAGGAUAAUUGAAAUUUGCGAAGCCUGUGCUUCACGUUCUGAAUGUUUUCACUCCAUCUUCUCACGAGUGCCCACUCGGUGCUGCACAUGUGCAACUCUAAAGACAGAUUAGAAAAAACAUGCGCCGUUUCCUGGGAAGAACAAAGGGUUAAAUCCUUUUUGAGUUGACAGAUAUGCUAGCCAGAGGAGGCUUUUUACUUGUGCCCUGCAAGCAGGUGAUCCUUAUUUUUGAGCCCUGAAGUAUAUCCAUGUGGUGAAGUGAAAGCGCAGCGGGCUGUCUGUUACAGCUUGUUUGUUGAUAAAAGAUAUUUUUGGAACAUAGCUUAUAUUUUUUUGUAGCUGCUUGAGCCACUUAAUGAAUGAAGUGCACUAAAAGUUGAGCUGAAUGCCUACAGGGGCAUGUUACUCCACAUCUAAGGUCAAAAGUCUGUCUUUUAAGCUCUCGCAAGACAGGAAGAUCAGCUUUGGAAAUGCUUCUGUAACAGCAGCAUGUGUCUGAGGAAGACAUGUUGAAAAAUUUUUUUGUCUUUAAAAAAAUACAAAACAUAAUUUAAACUGGUGCUGAUAGGAAGUGAUACAAAUAGAUGAUUUUAAACCAAUAAAGCCACUUGACACUAAAUGCUUGAAUAACGCUGUUUUUUUUAUGCUCAAUUUAAAAAUAGGACAUGUGAAAAAUCUAAGUCUUUUGUAUACACUCAUACACUCGUGUAAUUCUGCUCCCUGCCUCCCCGAAUUCUUUUUGACACUUAGUUUACUAAAUGAUCAGGACAUUGUGAUAUGCAGGGUUCCUCAUGAAGCUCUGCCAACUCACAGUGAGAACAUCCUGGCUUUGAUAACUGAACUCUCCAAAGUAAGCCUCCUAGAGUAUUUAGCCAUGCACAGAGUUGUGGUUUUAUUCAGGUUUAAGUUGUGUCUUAGGCCUUUUUAAAUUACAUUCACCUCCACUGUGUCCUAUAUAUUAUAUAUGCAAUGACUGAAUUUCCUCAUAAGAUAUUAUAAUGUGACAUAUAGGAAAAUCACAAGUAAGUAAUGAUUGAAUGAAUGAAUGAAUUCAAUUUAGCUGCUUUGGUUUCAGGGUCCUCGUAUGGUUUAUGAAUUAAUGGAGCAACAGACACGUUGAUGUCAGUAAAACCUGUGUAUUUAAUACUACAACACAUCCAAAUAGAUGCUGUGAAAAAAGGCCUGUUCUUAUUCAGCGGAUGUGAGCUUUUGUCUCGAAAAAUAAAACCUCUUUAAU